Molecule: messenger RNA, 12826 nt
Organism: Eriocheir sinensis (Chinese mitten crab)
Lineage: Eukaryota; Metazoa; Arthropoda; Malacostraca; Decapoda; Varunidae
Gene: kst
Product: spectrin alpha chain-like
Exons: 60
Coding region: 261-12212 (3983 amino acids)
Biological process (GO): actin cytoskeleton organization
Cellular component (GO): plasma membrane; cell junction; cell projection
Molecular function (GO): phospholipid binding; actin filament binding
Source: RefSeq, a predicted model, not a curated record
AUCUUCCUCCUCUCCUCACAGGCUCAUGGCGGGACGGGCUGGGCUUCAACGCGCUCAUCCACGCCCACCGCCCAGACAUCAUCAACUACAACUCCCUCGUGCAGAAGAACCACAUCGACAACCUUAACAACGCCUUCACGGUGGCCGAGAAUGAGCUGGGCAUCGCGAGUAUCCUGGACGCCGAAGAUGUGGACACCAGCAAGCCCGACGAGAAGUCCAUCAUCACCUACGUGGCGUCCUACUACCACACCUUUGCCCGCAUGAAGAAUGAGCUCAAAGGUUCAAAGAGGAUUGCCAACAUCAUCAGCCAGCUCAAGGAUGUGGACGACUCCAAGUUCAAGUACGAGCGCAUCGUCACGUCGCUGCUGGAGUGGAUUAUCCGGAAGAUCGUGGACCUCGACAGUCGGAAGUUCCCCAACUCCCUCGACGGCAUUCAGAAGCUCCUCAUCCAGUUCAAGAAAUACAGGACCGAAGAAAAGCCGCCCAAGUACAAGGAGAGGAGCGAGAUCGAGGCGUUGUUCUUCGCUAUCAACACCAGCCUCAAGGCCCUCAACCAACCCGUGUUCAUCCCCAAGGACGGGCAGCUGGUGCACGACAUUGAGCGAGAGUGGAACAAGCUGGAGAAGGCCGAGCAUAGACGUGAGGUGGCUCUCAGGGACGAGCUGCUGCGCCAGGAGAGGCUCGAGCAGCUGGCCUACAAGUUUGACAAGAAGAGUGUCCUGCGUAAGGGCUACCUGGAGGAGAUGAUUCAGGUGCUGAGUGAUCCGCGCUACGGCAGCAACUUGGCGCAGGUUGAAGCCACCGUCAAGAAGCACGAGGCCAUCAGCGCCGACAUCCUGGCUCGGCAAGAAAGAUUUGAGGACUUGACAAAAAUGGCAGACGAGUUGGACAUUGAGAACUACCACGGGAAGGAGGCCAUCCGCAAGAAGGAGAAGGACAUCCUGAAGAAGUGGAGCGACCUGCUGGACCUGCUCAACAAACACAAGACGCACCUCCGCAACUGCUGCAUCCUGGUGGCCAUCAUGCGCGAGGUGGACACCAUCACGGCCUCCAUAAAGGAACUUGAGGCAAACUUCUGCUCAGACGACGUUGGGCGCCACCUGCUGGCCGUGGAGGACCUGCUGCAGAAACACGCGCUCAUGGAGUCGCAGGUGCACUCCAUGGGGGAGACCAUCAAGCGCCUCAACAAGCAGGGCGAGGCGUGCAUCACCUCCAACCUCAAGGACGCGUCGCUGCUGCAGAAGAGGCUGGAGGAGCUGAACCAGGGCCAGCGCGCACUCCUGAAGAAGGCCGCUGAGAGGAGACUGAAGCUGGAGGAGGCGAGGGACCUGUUCCAGUUUGAGGUGGACAUGGAGGAGGAGGAGGCCUGGGUCAUCGAGAAGCAGAGGAUUUGCCUGGCCGGUGUGAUUGCCAAGGACAUCGGGGGCGUCAUCUCCCUCCAGCAGAAGCACAAGGCGCUGGAGGACGAGAUGUGCGCCCGCCGCCCCAAGUCUGAGAAGGUGAUGCGGUCCGGGGAGGCGCUGAUGAAGGCAAGCCACCCGGACUCCAAGGCCAUCAGCGAACGCAUCGAGGCCCUCAAGGAGAAGUGGAGGCAGCUAGAGCAGUACGCCAACGACCGCCGCCGCCAGCUGGAGGACGCCGCGGAGGCCUGCUCGUUCAACGCUGACGCCAAUGAGGCCGAGUCGUGGAUCAAGGAGAAGGUGCCGCUGUGUCAGUCCAAGGAUUACGGCGAGGACGAGCCAAGCGGCCUCGCCCUCCUGCAGCUCCACGCGCGCCUCGAGGAGGAGAUCAAGUCUUACGAGGGGGACAUCAAGGCCAUUAACUUCCAGGGCCAGAAGCUCAUCAAUUCCGGCAUAUCCACCCUGAAUUUGUCAGCGCAGCAGCAGAGUGUUGGCGAGGACGAUGAGUACGAGUGGGUGGAUGAGGUGAAGAUGGUGCCGCAGGAGGUGAUGGUGGAGGAGGUGGUGGAGAAGGUGGAUGAGGUGUUUGUCACGGAGCAGAGGGAGGUGCCCACGGUCAUUGCCAGAUACCCCUUCCAAGGCCAGGGCAUGAACAUGGCUAAAGGCGAGACCAUGUUCCUUCUCAGCAAGACCAACAGCGACUGGUGGAAUGUGCGCAAGUCCAGUGGCGAGGAAGGCUUCGUGCCGGCCAACUACAUCCGGGAGAGUGAGCCGCAGAGGAUCAAGGUGCGCGUCAAGAAGGAGGUGAAGGUGCCGGAGAAGCGCAUGGUGCCCCGGACGAGGAUGGUCAAGCAGACUGUGAGGGUCAAGAAGCGCAAGCCCAAAGCCCCGCCGCGCAGGCGAGGGUUCGAGGAGCCAGAGACGGUGGAGAAGCGCCUGCAGGCCAUCAACUCCUCGUACGCCAACCUGUGUGACCUGGCCAAGAAGCGACACCUGUACCUGGAGGAGUCAAUCAAGCUGUUCUCCUUCAUGCGGGAGUGCCACGGCUUCGAGAUCUGGAUGAGGGAGAAGGAGAAGCUGCUGCGGGUGGACGACAAGGGCGACAACGUGGAGGCCGCCAAGAAGAAGUUCGAGCAGUUCCUCACCGACCUCUCUGCCGCCAGCAAGAGGAUCGAGAUCAUUAACAAGAUGGUGAAGGACUUUGAGGACACCGGACACAGCCAGCUGGAGAAGAUCAAGAUGCGGCAGAAGCAGAUUCACGACCAGUGGGCCCACCUCAACAGGCUCAAGCAGCAGAAGGAGCAGAGCCUGGAGGGAGCGUCCAGCGUCGAGCUCUUCCACCGCACCUGCGACGAGACGAGGGACUGGAUGCUGGAGAAGAUGGAGAAGCUGGACACGGAUGAGCUGGGCCGCGACCUCAAGACGGUCCAGUCUCUGCAGCGGAAACAUGACCAGCUGGAGAGGGAGCUUGCCCCUGUGGAGGAGAAGGUGCGACGUGUAAACCUGCUGGCAGACUCUGUGAAAGCCUCGUACCCACGGGAGCGUCACGCCGUGGAGGCCCGGCAGGAGGAGGUGCAGCAGUACUGGGGGCAGCUGAAGGGCAAGGCCGUGGAGAGGAGGAACAGGCUGGAGGAGGCCGUGGGGCAGCAGAUCUUCCUCAACUCUGCCAAGAGCUUGCUGAACUGGGUCGGAGACGUGAAGAAUGAGCUCAACUCCAAUGAGCCCGCCCGGGACGUCACGACAGCAGAGAGUUUGCUCAAGAGUCACCACGAUCUUGGGGUGGACAUCCGGGCGCACCAAGAUGAGUUCAACGAGCUGAACCAACUUGGGGAGAAGCUGCUCAAGAGGAAUCCCGACUUUGCUGAAGUGAAGGAAAAGAACGCCCAGCUUGGGGAGGAGCAGCGAGCCAUACACCGCGGCUGGCAGGAGAAGGGUGACUGGCUGCGGCAGUGCAUGGACCUGCAGCUUUUCAACAGGGAGGCGGACCAGAUUGACGCCGCCACCAGCUCCCACGAGACCUUCCUGGACUACAAGGACCUCGGCGGCACACUGGAUGACGUGGAAGCCCUCCUGAAGCGCCACGAUGACUUUGAGAACACGCUGAUGGCCCAGGACGAGCGCCUCCGCACCUUCAGCGAGAUGGCCGACAAACUGAUCACUGCCGAACACUACGAGUCAAAAUACAUCAACGAGCGCAGGAACCAGGUGCGCGACAGGAGAGCCAUGGUGAAGGCGAGGGCCCAGAGCAGGCGCGAGGAGUUGAACGGGUCCGUGGCGUACCAGCAGUUCAAGGCUGACGCCGACGACUUCGACAAGUGGAUGGGAGACAAGAAGAAGAUGGCGGACGACGAGUCAUACCGAGACCUCACCAACCUGGAGAGGAAGAUCCAGAAGCACGAGGCGUUCGAGAGGGAGCUGCACGCCAACGAGGGGCAGCUGCGGCGCCUCAACAAGACCGGCCAGGACCUGAUCGGCAUGAAGCACUACCAGUCCCGGGACAUCAAGAAGACCCUCGACGACCUCAACCAGAAGUGGAAGGACCUCUGCUCCAAGACCGAGGACAAGGGGACCAAGCUGCGUCAGGCCAACAACCAGCACACCUACAACAAGGACCUCGAGGAGACGGAGAAGAACCUGGAGGCCCUGGAGUCUGCCCUCAACAAUAAGGAUGUCGGCUCAGACCUCCACUCCUGCAAGGACCUCAUGAAGAAGCAGAACAACCUGGACAGUGACAUGAACACAAUGGAGCGCAAGAUCAGCGACCUCUACAACACGGGCGACCAGAUGGUGCAGGACGGACACUUUGAUGCAGCGAACAUCAAGGCUUCCUGCGUGGCCGCCAAGGACAGAUUCAACAACCUGAAGGAUCCGGCAGCACGGCGGCGAGCGGCCCUUGAGGAGUCCUUGAGGUGGCAUGAGUUCAACUUUGAGGUGGAUGCUGAGAUGCAGUGGAUCAAGGAGCACAUGGCCCUGGCAACCUCCACCGUGUUGGGCCAGAACCUGCACGAGGCUCAGACCCUCAACAAGAAGCACGUCAAGCUGAAGGCCGAGAUUCAGGGUCACCAGCCACAGAUCAACAAGACGCUGGCCAAGGGGAAGAAGCUGGUUGGAGAGCAUCACCCCGAGAAGGCUCUGAUUGAGAAGAGGUGUGAUGAGCUCCAGGAGGCUUGGAACGACCUGCAGGCUGAGGCCAACGAGAGGAACCGGAAGCUGGAGCUCAACCUGAAGGCCCAGCAGUACUUCUUCGAGGUGACGGAGGUGGAGGCCUGGAUGAACGAGAAGAGAAACAUCCUGCAGACCAAGGACUAUGGCAAGGAUGAAGAUGUUGCAAGAAAGCUCCUCGCAAAACACAAGGCCUUGGAGCUUGAGAUGGACACCUACGGCGGCAUCGUGAAGGAGAUGGGCACGAUGGCCGAGUCCAUGAUAAAGUCUAGUCACCCGGAGUCAAAGAUGAUAAGGGACCGCCAGCAGAUGCUGAACCAGGAACUGAAGGACCUCCAGAAGUUGUCGGCACACCUGCGGCAGAAGCUGAUGGCCUCCAUGUACCGGCACGAGUACUUCCGGGAGGCAGAGGACCUGGAGAAGUGGAUCACCGAGCAGAUGCAGAUGGCCACCUCCGAGGACUUUGGCCACGACUAUGAGCACCUCCUGCUUUUGCAGGCCAAGUUUGAUGACUUUAAGCACCGCGUUGAGGCCGGCUCUGAGCGAUUCAAGCAGUGUGAUGAGCUGGCCAAGAAGCUCAUCGCCAACGAGAGCCCGUACUCGUCCGAGAUUGAGAGGAAGCAGGAAUUGCUGAGUAAGGGAAGCGCAUCUCCCUCUAAAACUCAAGAUCCCGCCACCCAGGUCACAGCGUACCAUACAAAAGUUCGGGCUGCCUGGAAUAGCCUUUUGGAGCACAUUGAGGCCCGUGACCAGAAGCUCGAAGCAGCCGGAGAGAUCCACCGAUUCAACCGUGAUGUUGCGGAGGCUCUGGCCAGGAUCCAGGAGAAGUUCAAGUCCAUCCCUGAGGACCUGGGCCGCGACGUGCACUCAGUCCAGUCGCUCCUCCGCAAACAUGAAGGCUUCGAGAAUGACCUGGUGGCCCUCGAGGCUCAGCUGCAGGUCUUGGUGGAUGACUCUGCCCGCCUUCAAGCUGCCUACCCCGGGAGCAACGCUGAGCACAUCGCGGAGCAGCAAGCGCUCGUGGUGGAGAACUGGAACGCCCUGCAGGAGAAGGCCUCAAAGCGCAAGGAAGAGCUGCUCGCUGCCACAGACCUUCAGAGGUUCCUGGCGCAUUCCCGUGACCUGAUCAGUUGGUCCAGCGACUUACGGGCGACAAUGAAGGCCGAGGAGAAGGUCAGUGAUGCCGCCAGCGCCCAGGGACUCAAGACGGAACACGAGCACAUCAAGGCGGAGAUUGAGGCACGUGAGGAAGAGUUCAGCAAGGUGGUGGAGUCCGGCGGUGCCAUGAUCGAGGAGCAGCACUACGCCAGCACCGAGGUGGAGGAGCGGGUCAACAAGGUUCUUGAGGAGAGGAGUCAGCUCCACGCCGCCUGGCAACACAAGAAGGUGUACCUCGACCAGCUGAUUGACCUCCACUUCUUCCUGAGAGACGCCAAGCAGCUGGACACCAUCAGCAGCUCCCAGGAGGCCUACCUCUCCACAUCAGACUUCGGCACCACCAUUGAACAAGUCGAUGCUCAGGUGAAGAAACACGAUGCCUUUGAGAAGCUUGUGCUGGCCCAGGAUGAAAAGCUCGACACCCUCAAGAACCACGGCGCUAAGCUGAUCGAGCAGAACCACUUUGACUCUCCCCACAUCAAGAAGCGGGUGGACGAGGUGGUGAAGCGCCGCGAGCGUGUCAAGGAGAACAGCAAGGUCCGCAAGUACCAGCUGGAGGAUGCUCUCCUCUAUGCCCAGUUCAUCCGGGAUGUUCGAGAUGCCAACAUGUGGAUUGACGAGAAGGCGAGCCACCUGGAUGCUGACAAGCUCAAGGGAGAGGUCACAAGCUUUGACGACAAGGUGCGGAAGCUGCAGAAGCACCAGGCGUUCAUGGCUGAACUCCAGGCCCAUGAGUGCAGCAUCAAGGAAAUAACUGACAAGGGAGCCAUGCUGAUCAACAAGCGGCACAAGUCCUCAGCACAAAUCAAGGAUGAGUUGGAUCACCUGGUGGAGCGCUGGACCCGCCUGGUGCUGGAUGCCGAGGGCCACUCCCGCGGCCUUGAAGAAGCACAGGAUAUCCUUGAGUUCAACACCCAGAUUGAGAAAGUGGAUGCUUGGAUCAGAGACAAGGAGAUGAUGGUGCAGGUGGGUGACCUCGGGAAAGACUACGAGCACUGCAUGGCGCUGCACCGCAAGCUGGAUGACGUUGACUCAGACAUGCGUGUGGAUGACGCAAGGUUCACCAACAUCAACAAGCUGGCCGACAAGAUCAUCAAGCAGGGCUGCAGCGACAACAAGGCCGUGCAGCAGAGGAAGAACGAGCUCAACCACAAGUGGCAGGCACUGAAGGGAGCCAUCGACAGGUACAGAGCAGACCUGGGCGGUGCCCUGGAGACGCAUGCAUUCAAUAGAGACGUGGACGACACGAAGGACCGCAUCAGCGAGAAGGCCGUGAUCCUGGCCAAUGAGGACACUGGAAAGGAUUUGACUCAGGUGGAGACGCUGCAGCGCAAGCAAGAAACGAUCAUCAGGGACAUGUCGGCCAUCGAGAAGAAGAUAAGACAGCACGAGAAAAAUGCCCACGACCUGGCCAGGAAGUACCCAGCCAAGAAGGAUCCAAUCCUCAGGAAGCAGUCGGAGGUCCUGGAGGCUUGGUCCCAGCUGUGUGAACGGUCUCUUGGCAGGAAGGACAAGCUGACCCUCUCCUACACGCUGCACAAGUUCCAGGCAGACCUCCGGGAGCUGGAGAGGUGGUGCGAGGACAUCGUGAGCCGCAUGAAUGCCUCGCCUCUCCCCAGCAACAGUGCUGAGGCUGAGAUGCUUCUGCAGAGCCACCAAGAAAUGAAGGUGGAGAUUGAUGCCCGGCAGGAUGUGUUCAGAGGUCUCCAUCAGUUCGGCAGUGACCUCAUUGCCAAAGACCACUUUGCCAAACAGUCCAUUCAACAGAACCUCGAGACAUUGGCAGAAAUUGAAAGCAAGGUGACUGUGUUCUGGGCUGAGCGGCAGAAGGUGCUGUCCCAGGCCCACCAGAUGCAGGUCUUCCUGGAGAUGACGGAGCAGGCCAAGUCGUGGCUGGCCAGCAAGGAGGCGUUCCUCAACAAUGAUGAUGUUGGGGACUCCUUGGCAUCGGUGGAAGAGCUGAUCAAGAAACACGAGGGCUUUGAGACGACAUUUGAGGCUCAAGGCAACAAGAUAGAGCAGCUCGAGGCCUUUGCCAAUGACUUGUUGAAGAACGACCACUAUGACAGUGACGGGAUCCGGCGGCGCCUCAAGGUGGUGGUAGAGAAGCGCAACACCCUCAAGGAGAAGGCGGCGCUCAGAGCUCAGAGGCUCCAGGAGUCCAAGUUGUUGCAGCAGUUCCUAAGAAAUGUGUAUGAAGUGGAGGGCUGGAUCUCCGAGAAGCUGCAGGUGGCAUGUGAUGAGAGCUACAGGGACCCAACCAACCUCCAGUCCAAGAUCCAGAAGCACGGAGCCUUUGAGGCGGAAGUUCUGGCCAACUCUGGGCGGGUGAUGGCCGUUUCCCAGGAAGGAGAAAGCCUCAUCACCAACGGCCACUACGCUGAGCAGGAGAUUCAGGCGCGCCUUGAUGGCCUGGACACACUCUGGAAGCAGCUACAAGAUUCAUCACUACUUAAGAAGGAAAGGCUCCAUGAAGCUUAUCAGGCACUGCUCUUCAACCGCACCCUUGACGACCUUGAGUCUUGGAUUGAUGACACUGAGAACCAGCUUCAGUCUGAGGACCACGGGAAGGACCUCACCUCCGUGCAGAGUCUCCUCAAGAAACACCAACAGCUUGAGGCAGACAUUGCGUCGCAUCAGAGUGAGGUUGACCAGGCGCGAGACGUGGCUCAGUCCUUUGCCACUGCCAACCACUUCUUGUGGGAGGAGAUUACCGACAGGGUGGAUAAAGUCACAAAGAGAUACAACUCCCUUCAUGAACCCGUCCACAUACGUCGUGAAAACCUGGAAGACGCCAUGUUGCUCCAGCAGCUCCUGAGAGACAUAGAAGAUGAGUUGCUGUGGGUGGCAGAGAAGGAGCCGCUUGCAGCCAGCCAGGACCUUGGUGCCUCCCUCACAGCUGUGCAAAACUUGCAGAAGAAACACCAGGCCUUGGAAGCAGAGAUCCAGUCACACGAACCUGUGAUAAGCACCGUCAACAGUCGGGCACAACAGAUGAUUCGAUCGGGUCACUUUGCAUCAGCCGACAUUGAAGUCAAGAUCAAGCAGCUGCUGAUGCAGUUGUCACAGCUCAAGGACACGGCAAGUCUGAGGCGGCUGAGGCUUCUGGAUGCUGUGGAAUCUCAGAUAUUCUACAGUGAAGUGAGCGAGGCAGAAGUUUGGAUGAAGGAGAAGAAGCCACUACUUGCAUCACAAGACUAUGGAAAGGAUGAACUGUCCGUGGGUGCACUGACCAAGAAGCUGGACAAUGUAGCGAGAGACAUGGAGGGCUUCAAGGCAACAGUCAACAAGCUGACAACACUCUGCUCCAAGCUGACGGAAAGGAAACACUUCGAUAGUGAAAACAUCUCAAAGAAAAUGCAAAAUGUUGAGCAGCACUUUGCGGAACUCCAAAGCCUACAGGAGAAACGAGCCAAGCGUCUGGAAGAGAGCAGGAAGCUGUUUGUGUUCCUGCGAGAGAGUGACGAGGUGGGUGAGUGGCUCAACGAUCAGAUGGCGGUGGCGGCCAGUGAGGACUACGGCCGCGAUGUCGAGCACGUGGAGAUCCUCAUCCAGAAGUUUGACACGUUCCUGACCAUCCUUGCAUCAAAUGAAGAGAAGCUGAUCACUGUGAAGGCCAAGGCAAAGACGCUGCUGGACGACGGACACCCAGAGCCAAUCAGGAUCCAGAAUAAGGUUGAAGAGUUGCAGCAGCUGUGGGAGGACCUUCGAGAGCUGUCCAACGCCCGGCAGGAGGCUCUGGCCGGUGCUAAGCAGGUCCACGUGUUUGACCGCAACGCUGACGAAACAAUCAGCUGGAUAUCCGAGAAAGACGCCUUCAUCUCAUCCGAGGACUAUGGCCACGACCUUGAGACCAUCCAGGGCCUGGCUCGCAAACACCAAGGCUUUGAGAGGGACUUGGCGGCAGUGAAGGAGCAGGUGGAGUCUGUAGUGGAGGAAGCCAAGCGCCUCGCCGAGCUCUUCCCUGAUGCACGGGAGCACAUCUCAGUAAAGCACGAGGAGACAGUUGAGGCUUGGAAUGACCUCCUCGACAAGUCUGCCCAGCGCAAGGACAAACUCUACCAGGCGGAGAAACUGCAGUCCUACUUUGAUGACUAUCGGGAGCUCAUGGCAUGGCUGAGCGAAAUACUGGCGAAAAUAACUGCGCCGGAGUUGCCAAAAGAUGUCCCCGGGGCCGAGGCAGUGAUCUCCCGGCACAAGGAGUACAAGACCGAGAUUGACGCACGAUCGGAUGCCUUUGACAAGUUUUCUGCUGCUGGCAAUGCGCUUAUCGACCAGGGACACUUCAUGGCUGAGGAGAUCGCAGAGAAGAUCGCUGUGCUGGAGUCACGGCGGAGGUUCCUUCUGGAGACCUGGAACACGAGGGAUGAAACUUACGCCCGUGUCCUUGAUUUGAGGCAAUACAUGCGAGACGUUCAGGUGUUUGAAACUUGGAUUGAGUCCCGCGAGGCAGUGGUGAAGGACGACGAGAUGGGCGAAUCCAUCCCUGAGGUGGAGGAGCUGAUCCGCCGCCACGACGACUUCCUCAAGGCCAUCGAUGCACAGGCAGACAAGCUCGACCCCAUCAAGAGGAUCACAAUGAUUGAAGGAGACUUCCAGCUCCAGAAGAGGCGAGAGGAGACGGCCAAGAAAGCAGAAGUUGCCAGGAAGGAGCAGGAGCGCAUGGAGAACAUGAAACGAAAGGAGGUCCAGCGCAUCACUGACGAGAGACGGCGGGAGGACGAGCGUCGCCGCACCCAGGAGAUCAAGUUCACCAAGGAAGACAUGGAGCGAGUGCGCCUCAACAUGAACGGAGACUACUCCAAGGCCUCGCCCUCCGCACGGGAUUUCGACUCCUCAUCCAGUUCCAGCUCUGAGGCAGAUGAGACAGCCAGCACUCCUGAGGGUCACCCAAGGUACCGGAAACGUUCAAGCUCUGUGGGAGAGGUUCUCAUAAGGAAAAACCUGGAAGUUCCCGACAGCGGCGCCCUCUACCGCUCAGGCUCACAGACCAGCCUGAGUAGCUUAAAGAGAGACAUCAAGAGAGCGGAAAGCAUGAAAGUGGACAAGAAAGCCAAGCGCACACCCAGCUUCACCACACGCCGCCGAACACAGAGCUUCCGCAAACACAAGCGAAUGGAGAACAUGGCAAACCUUCCUCCGGUGGAGAUCCAGGGCUACCUGGAGCGCAAGCAAGAACUUCAGAGUGGUGGCAAAAAGGCAACCAUCAGGUCUUGGAAGGGCUUCUACACUGUCCUCUGUGGCCAGUUGCUGUGCUUCUUCAAGGAUGAGGAUGACUUUUAUGAUCAGAAGGCUGCCUCCCCGCCCAUCAGCAUCCAUCAAGCGAAAGUUGAAGUUGCUGGUGACUAUACGAAGAAGAAACACGUCUUCAGAAUAAUCACGAGGGACAAUGCUGAGUACCUUCUCCUGGCUGAGUCAGAGGAGAGCCUGAAGGAGUGGGUCACAAAACUUGGGUUCCAUGCUGAGCUGCCUCCCUCCAUGCAACUCAUGUCCUAUGAUAACCACAAGGAAGGGGAGGUGGGCAGCGAAAUGGUGGCAGUUCCUUCCCGUGACUCAGACAACUCCUCGGGUCACUCUACGCCUGAAGUCCGUCACCGAGGGGCAGUCAGCUCCCACCCUAAAGGCGCUGGAGGGGGCUUAGACCCAACCAGGCCACAUUCUCAGGCCCUUGACAAUCCCCUCUAUGCCAAUUUGGAGCAUAUGCAAGACAAGGCCAAGCCACCUGUGCCACCACGAGGAGGCUCCACUAGUAACCGAUCCUCCCGUUCUUCCGUGGGUGAGGAAGGACCCAUCUACCAGAACCGCAUCUCUGUUGUUCCAUCCUACGAAGUAAGUGCUCCAGAGAAUGCAUAUCAGAACUACCCACCUGACAGACCCAACGGCCACCGCAGGGAGUCCUCCGAGAACAUGAAUGGAGAGGACUUACCCCCACUGCCUAGAUCAGCCCCACCACUUGCCAUGGCCCGACCCCCAGUGCCACCCAACCGGGCCAGGUACGGCGACCAGUCCUGGGUGGGUAUGCCGCAUCACCCUGGCAUGCCACACCCUGGGGCAGCUGCUCCCCCCUACAGGCCACAGAUGGGGCACAUGGUAGGCCACCACCACCAGGUAGCCCAGCACUCCACAGGCCAAGUGGCUCACUUCUCGCAGGUGUCACGUGUGUCUCACCACCAGUACCCGUACACGCCACAGGGUUCCACCCACCACCCAGACCUAACUGAUGGAGUUCCUGGCAGCAGACAGCCGUACUCUGAGUACUCCUCCCGCUCCAUGUCACUGCCCCAGGGUAGCAGCCUCCCGCCCUCUGGUGUGUCAGUGCACACCAGUGGUGGACCCACCCCUGCCCACCGCAACUCUGCCACCAUUGACCGUCAAGGCCUUAGCGAGAGCUCCUCUGAGGGAGAUGUACCUGUGUCAGCCAACAAAAAAGAAAAAGAGAAGAAAGGCUCUGUUUUCAAAUUCUUUGGGCGAAGAAAGGGUGCCCAAGUUUAGUUGUUCAUUCACCAAAUAUCUAUUUUUGUUAAGGAAAUUAUCAAAUAGCUAACCUAACUGAAGUCUGUGCCACAUAAGUAUAUACAUAUGAAAAAUAGGCUGUAAUUAUGGCUUCCCAUAGUAGGAAUAAUUCAUUACCUUGCCUGUCAAACACAUUAUGUAUAGACAAGUACCUGGAUGGCUGAACACCCAUGGGUGCACACACCCGUGACUGGUAGUGCACAGUGUGGCUGAGGUUCAGUGUGGUCAGUCUGCAGACCAUUAUCAGGCUGUGUUGCAGGGGGGUAUUCAGUUUCAUUAUUCUGUAUGUAACACAACAUUUCUUGUGUGACUCAUGCUUGCUAUCACACCUUCACAUACCAUGUGGUUAUGUGUUCUGUAUUUUCCAAGUGCCUUCAUCUCCGGGCCAAAGUUAGGAAAAAAUGGUUUGAAUAUUUAAAUGCCUCUUGUAAGACUAUCAGAAUGAAUAACUUUUCAUACUUUACUUCUUAGCCUGUAAAUAACUUUAUAAAUAUUGUUUAAAUCAAAUUAUUUUGUUGAGCGAAGGAAGAGUGUAUGUGGAAAUGGUAUUAUGUGCUGCAAAAAAAUUAAUAUUGAUAAUAUAACUGAUUUAA